UUAUCCAGUGCACAAUGUUCAUGGCUUGGAAGACAAAUGAGCAGUGCACACUCUUACCCAUGAAUCCUUGCAGAUGGCAUUUUCUGUUUUGCAUUAAAUUAACCUUAAGAGCCUUUUAAGAGAGUCAUUAGACUAGAGUGGAUGGAAGGCCGUGAUUGCAAGAGGUUGAAAAGUACUGCAUAGCAGCAUUUUGUCUGCUGCUCCUUAUUUAAUAUCCAAUGUUAUCAUCCCCUUCUAAUUAUUAUUCAGACGGCAUGUUUGAUGGCCCCUCUCUGUUCAAGUCCUCACCAAUCCCCAGAGGCCUCUUUGCAUUGAGGACUCGGAGAGAUGCGCCUCAUUGGUGCACAUGUGAAUCAGAGCACGCUAAGACUCAAAACACAGACAGACACACUGGAGGAUGCUUGAGUAACACACCGUGAUCAUGCCGGCUUGCCACCUAUCACAAUGACAUCCAAGUAUGGAUAUGGAUCUUACGGUUUUGGGUUCGAUGUGGCUCCGAUUAGUCACAUGUGUCUUGUUUCUUCUUCUGCAGUGGACAGAAAGUUUAACACUUCUCCAGACCUCAACGCUCUGCCUAGACGAGCCCUGCCAAAACAGGGCAGAGUGCAGGGAAGCCCCAUCUGACUUCCUGUGCCAGUGUCAGUGGCCUGCCCCAGUCCUGCCCGGCACGCGUUGCGAUUCUUCCAGUGCGCUCUGCCAACUGUCCAUCUGCCAGGGCAAUGCGACGUGUCAGCCCACCGGUGCCCACCUGGGGGAACUAGUUUGUCAGUGUGAGCCCGGCUUGUUGGAGCAGGACUGUCAUUCCAGUGCCCAGCUCUGCGCUCAGGGGCUGUGUGGGGACAGUGCCCAAUGUCUAGCAGUGCAAGACAGGAACCCGGGGUAUGCAUGCAUCUGUGAGGAGGGUUACACCGGGAGUUUUUGUGAGAAAAAGGUAGACCAUUGCUCCCCCAACCCCUGCCAUAACCGUGCCAUCUGCCGCAGCAGAAGGGAAGGCCCCACCUGCUUCUGCGUGCCGGGAUUCCAGGGUAAACACUGCGAGAUCGAGGUGAAUGAGUGCGUGUCGUGGCCCUGCAGGAACGGAGCCACCUGUCAAGACAAGAUAGGGCACUUCAUCUGUCUCUGCAGGCCAGGAUACACGGGUAGCAGCUGUGAGGUUCAGAUUGAUGAGUGUCAAUCACAGCCUUGUCUCCACGGCGGCAGUUGCCAUGACCACAUCAAUGGCUUCUCCUGCACCUGCCUGGCGGGCUUCCAGGGGGAGCGCUGUGAAACCAACAUCGAUGAAUGCAGCGACCAGCCAUGCCAAAAUGGGGCUCUGUGUGUGGAUGAAAUAAACAGCUACCGCUGUGACUGCUCACGAACUAACUUCACUGGUGUUCACUGUGAGAUCCCGCCUCCUCCCUGCUGGGCUCAACCCUGCCUCAACGGGGCCCUCUGUGAGGAUGGAAAUGGCAACUACACCUGCAACUGCUGGCCAGGUUUCAAGGGUCGUAACUGUGAGACAGACGUCAGUGAGUGUGAUAGCAGUCCCUGUGUGAAUCAAGGCACUUGCAUUGAGUUCUCUUGGAAACCUCUUUAUGGCAAAGAGUCUCUGCUUCCUACUCAUUACAACCCCAGGCAUGCUUCCGGCUUCAUCUGCAAGUGUCCACCACGAUUUUCAGGUGCCUUGUGCGAGCAAAAUACUACUGCUUGUACAACCAACCCGUGUCACAACAGAGCCACAUGUGAAGACUUCCUGGGCAGCUACAAGUGCAUCUGCCUGUCUGAAAGCCAAGAGGGAGUUCUCUAUGGUGGACGCAAUUGUAGUGAGCCCCUGGUGGGUUGCGAGGGCCACGAGUGCCAGAAUGGGGCGGCCUGCAUGCCCUUCCUGAGCCAAGGUGUACAUGGCUACAGUUGCAUCUGUCAGCCGGGCUCCACCGGUUCUUACUGCCAGACACCCACCGUAUUCUCCUUCGAGACAGUUGGAGGAUUCCUGCACCUGCAGACCCCGCUGCUGGGUGCGGAAGCAUAUUUUAAUAUCACGCUAAGCUUUCGCACAGUACUGAAGAACACAGUGCUCUUUCGGAGGGGCAGCGAAGGGGUCACCCUAAGCCUGGAGCUGCAGGAGACACACCUGCUUCUUGAUCUUAGGAGUGACCCCCAGCCAGACUCAACCAGCUGGACUCUGACACUGCCUAAGGAUGUAUCUGAUGGCGAAUGGCACACGGUAGAGGCCGUGCUUGGCGAGGGUACCCUGCUGCUACAACUACUGGAGCCAUGCCAGGAUGGAGAUAACUGUGGUGCAACAGCCCAAGUGGAGAUCGGUGCCCUUGAGCUGGAGUCAGCCCUGCAAAGCACCUUUGUUGGAGGCUCGAAUGAAGGAGGGGGCUCUGGCUCAUUCAUUGGCUGCAUGAGAGACUUGUUUGUGGACUCGCAGCUGAUGGUACCGGAGGAUUGGUUGAGCAGCUCAGUAGUAAAUGUCCUGCAAGGCUGUAGCCAUCAUGACAGAUGCCUUUCCGGUCCAUGCGAGAACCGUGGAAGGUGUGUUAACCUUUGGCAAGGUUACCAGUGCUCAUGUCUGCGACCGUAUGUGGGACAAAACUGUGCUGAGGAGUACAUCACUGCGAGAUUUGGCCAGGAAGACUCUGCAAGCUACGCUGUCUUCACCAUCACCGAACAACUGGAAACAGACGCACUUUAUCUAUCCAUGUUCUUGCGUACACGGAAGGAGUCUGGUCUUUUGGUACUGUUUGCCAACAGCACCACUGAGUACUUGCAGAUGUGGCUGGAAAAGGGAAAACUCAUAGUACAAGUCAACAACUUGACGACUUUAAUGGGUAGAACUGUGGUUAAUGAUGGUGAGAUCCAUUUUGUCAGCAUCACCAUUAAGGAGGGCACGAUGACUCUGCAGGAGUCAGAUCACGAAUUAGGUGCAAUGAAUGUUCAACCUGUUUCCGUUCAGUUUGAGGAUGUGGUCUAUGUUGGCGGACUGCUUGAUGGGCAAGAGACAUCAGCCUUCGGUGGCUAUUUUAAAGGGUGCUUACAAGACUUGCAGCUCAAUGGGAGGAAGCUAGAAUUCUUCCCACUUGAUGCUUCUGUGUUGUCAUACAGACCUGACCGCAUGGUGGACAUUACCGCAGGCUGCACCAGUGAUGACUCUUGCUCUAAAAACCCUUGCCAGAAUGGUGGCAUGUGCUUCUCUCUAUGGGACGACUUCACAUGCAGAUGCCCUCCUAGCACAGCAGGGCAGCACUGUGAGGAGGUGAGUUGGUGUGAGCUCACCCCCUGCCCACCACAAGCAACAUGCCGGACCCUCAACCAGGGCUAUGAAUGCAUUUCUAAUGUCACUUUUCAAGACAACACCACUCUUGUAUACCAUGGGAAUGGGCUGAUCUCCCGCCACCUGACAAGCAUUGUUUUCAGUAUCCGAACACGUAAACGCAAUGCGGCAGUGUUACAUGCAGAGAGUGAGUCUGACUUUGUUACGGUAUCCAUUCAAGAUGGCUUUCUGAUGCUAGAACUUCUAAGUGGACCUUCUUCCUCGUCAACUUUGACACCGGUAACUCUGCGCAGCCCAAGGCCAGUGGCCGAUGGAGAGUGGCAUGCAGUAGAGCUGUUAAUGGCCAGUCCCUGGGCUAACAGCUCCCAGUGGAUCAUGGUCCCUCUUGAUGAAAAGGACGAGCCUACUACAUCUGACUCCAUGACCGGAAAUCUAGACUUCCUUCGAGAAGGUGUCGAUAUCCUUCUAGGAGGACUUGGUCCAGAGUCUGGAUGGAAUCUGAUUAGUUGUCUGAGUAAUGUUGAAAUCGGUGGUAUUGUGCUUCCAUAUUAUAGUCCUGCCGAGGUGAGAUUCCCACGUACACAGGAAGAGAAGUUCAAUAAGGUAUCGCAGGAACCUGUCCAAACUGGCUGUGUUGGUGAGGUGGUGUGUGAACCCAACCCCUGCUUGCACGGGGGAAUCUGUGACGAUCACUUCAACCUUGUCCAAUGCUUCUGUCUACCUGGCUGGGGCGGUGAUCGCUGCGAGCUGAAUACAAACACAUGUGCCUCCAACCCCUGUCAACACGGAUACUGCAGUGUGCAGGACCUUUCAUACAGCUGCACAUGUGAGAGUGGCUACACCGGCACCAACUGUGAGGUUAAAGUGGACUUAUGUGCCGGUCACAAGUGUGCUAACGGCGGGACCUGCUUGCAUGGCUUCAACAACUAUUCCUGCCUCUGUCCCGAUAGGUUUACUGGGCAAUAUUGCAACACUCCGACUGAAGAGGCUCCGUGGUACGUAGUUGUCAGGAGAGUACCGCCCAAGCUCCCGGUGUCCAUCUGCGGUGAUGAACAGCAGAACUACACUUGUUUCAACGGGGGGAACUGUUCUGACACCAACAUGAUGUGUGACUGCCUCCCCGGGUUUUCGGGUCACUGGUGCGAACUAGAUCUCGAUGAAUGUAGAUCCAACCCUUGCUUGAAUGGCGGCUACUGCCAGAACAUGGUCAACAAGUUCCAGUGUGUCUGUGAAAUGACCUUCGCCGGCGAGACCUGUGAAAUCGAUCUGAAUGCAGAGAACGUGUCGUCUGACCUGUUGCUGUCCAUCAUCCUGGUGUCCGUGGUUCUGUUGCUGGUUCUUUUUGGCGUGGCCACAGCUUUGGUCAUCACGCAGAACCGACGGGCCACCCGGGGCACUUACAGCCCCAGUCGACUGGAGAAGGAAGGUUCAAGAGUGGAGAUGUGGAACAUCGUGCAGCCUCCACCAAUGGAGAGACUCAUCUGAGCCGAUCAACCAGUGCUCAGUCAGUCAUGCUGUUCGUGGCUUGUUGGUUUUACAAGAAGGAAGUAGAGCUUUUUAUUCAUUUAUCAUGUGGCAGCUAUCAUCCGCUAGCUCAGGGCUGGGCAAAUUCGUUCCUGGAGAGCCACUGUCCUGAGCUUAGCUCCAAUCAAACACCUGAACAAGUGAAUCAAGGUUUUUUAAGAUCACUAGAAAGCUACAGGCAGGUGUGUUUGAUUAGAGUUGGAGCUAAACUCUGCAGGACAGUGGCCCUUCAGGACCGAAGUUGCCCUGAGCUAGAUAUUAGACUUAUAAAUUAUCAUUUUGGUUGGACAAUCUUCCUCAUAAUGGAUGCUUGAUUAAAAUAAUAUGUGAUGAACACCUCCGAAAAGCUUUGUUUUAUUUAUUGGGGUAUUGUGAAGCGUUUUUAAUCAAGAUAAUGCUGCACAACAAUCACGGCUUAUAGAGGUCGGGCCAAUGUGAUUUCAUAGGUUCAGGACAUGGAAAAAACUCAUUCGUUUUUUUUUUUAAACAAACCUGGUCAGAACGUGUCAAGGUCUUAUAUUUUUGAUUAUAAAAGUAACAUUUGCAGAAAAAAAAAUAUAAGUAUGCGAACACUUUUGGGGCAUUUAACGAGUAUUUCCGAUUUCUUUAUAUUUUUACUGUGAAUAUGCGUAAAAGUUUCGCGUAAGAGUCUCAGGAUUGUGUUUUUUUUUUUUUUUUAAAUGUCGUCACUUUAGUUCUGUAAUAAAAAGGCUCAAAUUUUUUAAAUACAGUUGAUUUUGAUCAAUUAUUAACACUUUGAUGCUGUUGUUCUGUCAAGAAAAUUGUGCAAAUGGUUUGUGUCAAUUUUAAAAACAAUAGCUUUACCGAUCACCUGAUUAUUGUUUUUUUAUAAUGCUUUGCAAUACUUUAAGCUGAAGUGAACAUUCAGUGGAUAAACACAGGUGAGUUGAAUGGACGUUUAUUAUUUAUUACAGUUCAUAGUGCAUACAUUGGUACCAGUAGUUCCUGUUAUAACACAUCAGACCGACCUAAUUUGUGCAUGAAAACGAUAUAACUGCACAGAGAGCACGCGGCAGAAUUCAUCCAGCAUCAUUCACUCAAAAGCACUUCAACUUACAAACUGAACUUAUCACCUGGUGAUUCCAUAUGUACGUACCAGCAAACAUGAAGCAUGAUUGGUGUUUAUCAUUACAGUAAAUUGAAUAAAAUCAGCUAUACAGACUUUGUGUAACAAGGGCAUGUUACGUUGAGUUGAACAUUCAGAA
Molecule: messenger RNA, 6006 nt
Organism: Carassius auratus (goldfish)
Lineage: Eukaryota; Metazoa; Chordata; Actinopteri; Cypriniformes; Cyprinidae
Product: crumbs cell polarity complex component 1
Exons: 13
Coding region: 458-4741 (1427 amino acids)
Molecular function (GO): calcium ion binding
Source: RefSeq, a predicted model, not a curated record